Molecule: messenger RNA, 826 nt
Organism: Polychytrium aggregatum
Lineage: Eukaryota; Fungi; Chytridiomycota; Chytridiomycetes; Polychytriales
Exons: 1
Coding region: 49-588 (179 amino acids)
Source: RefSeq, a predicted model, not a curated record
UACCUCUCGUGGGCAACCUAUCCUGACGGAUACUACCACACCGAGGCCAUGUAUCGGGGCGUGGCCGUCGGGAUCGGAGCGUCGGCACACUACGCCAUCAUGCAGUACAAUCCGUCGCUGACGGUCAACUGCGACUACUACGGGUUUGCCGGAGCCGGAAUGCUGUCGAUCCCGUCGCUCCCGAUCAUCAUCGCAGCGAUCGGCUCGAUAACGGCGAUCCUGAGCAAGGUUGCCGAGAUCAUCUACUGGGUGACGAUGCGGGCGACCAUCAAGACGCCCGGAUUCACGGAGGCCCGCCGAGCGCUCCAGCAUCCGAUGCGAUUUGCUCUUGAUACCGCCCACACUCUGUCUCGGUUCCAGACAUCCAGUCCCGACGACUACUGCAACGUCACGACACGCAAAUCGGUCCGGGCCAUCGGCAACCGGAUAGUGCGGUACGGCGAGGACAUCAAUACGUGCGAGAACGAGAUCGGGCACCUCCAGAUCGGCGAGGCCGGGUUCAUCUCGACGGUCAAGGAGGACAAAAUGUACGGCGGCUUCACCCCGACGGUGCAUGCCGAAUGGGACAACUUUACACAGAACAACUAGCCAGCGCCACGACGGCGGUAUGGGAUUGGGUACGACAGCCUUGGUACAGAGCGAGGCGGGGUGGCAAAGACUGGGAGCCAAAACGAGGUUGCAAGACGAGGCAACAACCCACAGAGGGUGGUAUUGAGUGGCAGCAGAUGGAAGAGAGUCACAAAGAGUUGUAUGGGAUGUUAUCAACUGUCGCUGAAUGGCAGAGCAUCUCGCUGAAUGGCAGAGCAUCUCGCUGAGUGGCAGAGCA